This is a messenger RNA of Impatiens glandulifera, 1498 nucleotides long. RefSeq names its product 26S proteasome non-ATPase regulatory subunit 13 homolog A-like. Gene Ontology annotation, cellular component: proteasome regulatory particle, lid subcomplex; cytosol; nucleus. Gene Ontology annotation, biological process: ubiquitin-dependent protein catabolic process. The transcript has 6 exons. Bases 70 to 1230 code for a protein of 386 amino acids. The record is from RefSeq and is a predicted model, not a curated record. Gene Ontology annotation, molecular function: structural molecule activity. NCBI's taxonomy places the organism in Eukaryota, Viridiplantae, Streptophyta, Magnoliopsida, Ericales, Balsaminaceae.
UUUUCUUUUGCAAGGGGCUUUGAUUUGAUUAUUUGGUGGGUUUGGUUUGUUGAAGUGCUUUGAUCAGCCAUGGCCGCUUUGCAGUACUUGGAGUCUCUUAGCAGUGCUCAUCCGGAGCUUGCAGAUUGGUACAGUGCGCUCGCAGAUCUUUAUCAGAAGAAGCUAUGGCACCAGCUCACUCAAAAGCUCGAGCAAUUCGUCGCUCUUACCGUCUUUCAGGCGGGAGAUGCACUUAUUCAGUUCUACCAUAAUUUCAUCACCGACUUUGAAACAAAGAUCAAUCUUCUCAAGCUUGCUCAUUUUGCAACCGUAGUCUCCCAGCAGUAUUCAGAGAAGGCAGCUGCCAUUAGUUAUCUGGAAGGGGUAAUUGAAAAGCUUCGUGCUACCAGGGAGAUGCGAAUUGAGGAGCCCAUCGUAUACAUUAUGAUGCAAAUAGCGCUCUUCAAGCUUGAACAGUGUGACCAAAAAGAAAGCAAGAAAAUACUAGAUGAUGGGAAAAGUACACUUGACAGUUUGACUGACAUUGAUCCAUCUGUUCAUGCUAGCUAUUAUUGGGCCUCAUCGCAAUACUAUAAAUCAUGCCAAGAAUUUGCUGAAUUCUACAAAAGUGCUUUACUCUAUUUGGCAUACAUAUCUGUGGAGUCAUUGUCCACGUCAUUCAAGCUGGAUUUGGCAUUUGAUUUAUCCCUUGCGGCCUUGCUCGGAGAUAACAUCUACAAUUUUGGUGAACUCCUUGCACAUCCGAUAAUGACGUCUCUCAUUGGAACAAAGGUUGAAUGGCUAUACCAUAUUCUUGAUGCAUUCAACUCCGGAAAUUUAGCAUAUUAUCAAGAACUGUGUAGUUUGCACACAGCUGAACUUAGUGCCCAACCUGCACUUGUGAAGAAUGAAAAGAAUCUGCUUGAGAAGAUAAACAUCCUUUGCCUUAUGGAAAUUAUUUUUAGCCGACCAGCUGAAGACAGAACCAUUCCUCUGAGCGUCAUAGCCGAGCAUACCAAACUUAAUGUUGAGGAUGUGGAGCACCUUCUGAUGAAAAGCCUAUCAGUUCAUCUGAUAGAGGGGAUUGUUGAUCAGGUUGAGGGAGUUGUCCAUGUUUCCUGGGUGCAACCGAGAGUUCUGGGAGUCCCACAAAUCAAGUCUCUUCGUGAUCGCCUUGACAACUGGAUAACUAAAGUACACUCCACUCUGUUGUCCGUUGAGGCAGAAACUCCAGACUUGGUGGCAGCAUGAUCAUAUUUUCCUCGCAUGGUUUCCUUUCGCUAUUCCUUGCUCCAUUCUUUUGAGGGGAUUGAUUGAUUGGCUGCUGCUGCUUAUUUGUAAAGAGGAAGAAGAGGGUGGGUGCAAGGACUGAUUCCAUUCCAUGGCUGGCUAAACUAAAACUUGUGUUUUUUUCUUUAAAAUUAUAUGUUUUACAAAUACUUAAUAACCCGACAUUUCUCGUUUUAUAUUUUGUUUUUUCGAACUUUACUUGUUUUUUUAUAUAUGCUCAGAUUCUGAA